Messenger RNA from Kluyveromyces marxianus DMKU3-1042, 2724 nucleotides. RefSeq names its product Rsn1p (gene RSN1). Gene Ontology annotation, molecular function: calcium-activated cation channel activity. Gene Ontology annotation, cellular component: plasma membrane. Lineage: Eukaryota; Fungi; Ascomycota; Saccharomycetes; Saccharomycetales; Saccharomycetaceae. The coding region runs from base 1 to 2724 and encodes 907 amino acids. The transcript has a single exon. The record is from RefSeq and is a predicted model, not a curated record.
AUGACAAGCAGCGACACUAAAAACACCUCGACGUCGCAGGUGCUGUCGUCAUUGGUGUUCAACAGUAUUGUUUUUGGAGUGUUUCUCAUCUCAUUCAUCCUUUUGAGACUCAAGGAAAAACGUAUUUACCAGCCCAAGUCGUCGUAUGAGCUUAUAGACGAGGAAAAACGGCCCCAGCCCUUGCCCAGUGGGCUGUGGCAAUGGAUUAUUCCUUUGCUCAAGAAAUCGGACAACUUUAUCAUCCAACAAGCGGGGCUCGAUGGCUACUUCUUUCUCCGGUAUCUCCUGGUUAUUUCGGUAUACUGCGGUGUGUCGAUGCUGUACAUCUUCCCUACGUUGAUCCCAAUAAACGUGGUUCACGGUGUCAGACACAGCGGGUUCGAUAUGUUGGCCUUCUCGAAUGUUGACGAGAAGCACAGAUAUUAUGGUCACGUGUUCUGCGCAUGGGCAUUCUUCUGGGGGUUCCUAUACGUGAUGUAUCGGGAGCUCACGCUGUAUGCGUCGCUCAGACAGAACGUGUUGGCGUCGCCACGGUAUGCGAAGAAGCUCUCGUCGAGAACGGUGCUUUUCCAGUCUGUUCCCGAUCAGUAUUUGUCCGAGGUCGAGUUCGGCAAGCUAUUCGACAAUGUGUCAACGAUAUGGAUCGCUAGAGGCGCGAAAGAGUUGAGCAAGCUGGUCGAGGAGCGUGACAAGUUGGCGUUGCAGCUUGAGGGUGCCGAGACUGCGUACUUGAAGAAGGCUGUGAAGGCGGUCAACAAGUUGAAGAAGAAGCACGGCGGUGUCGAGGCGUUGAGCGUGUCAAACGAUAUCGAGACGUAUGUGCCCCACAAGAAGAGACCCAAGCACAGGCUCAAGUUCCUUGUCGGUAAGAAGGUUGACACCAUCGAUUAUGCGAAGGAGAAGUUGCCCGAGUUGAACAAAAAGAUCAAGGAGUUGCAAGCGAAACACAUGGAGGAAAAGCCAAUGAACUCGGUUUUCGUCGAGUUCAAGAGCCAGUACGAUGCGCAAAAAGCGGUGCAAAUGGUGCGUCAUCACACCCCGUUGAUGUUGACUCCCGGUUAUGUGGGCAUUGACCCUCAUGAUAUCCAGUGGUUUAACUUGAGAAUGCACUGGCUCGAAAGACUCGUUAGAACGUUUGGUAGUAACAGUGCGAUCGUUGCGCUUGUGAUCUUGUGGGCUAUUCCUGUCGCGUUUGUGGGUUUGGUCUCCAAUAUUACUUACUUGACUAAUAAGUUGCCAUGGCUAAGGUUUAUCUACAACAUGCCUACCCAAUUGCUUGGUAUCAUCACCAGUUUGGCGCCAACCAUCGCUUUGACCUUGUUGAUGAUGCUGUUGCCUAUAUUCAUUAGGAAAAUGGCGUUGCUCUCGGGUGCGCCCUCCGUGCAACACAUCGAGUACUACACACAACAGUCCUAUUUCGCUUUCCAGGUCAUCCAAGUGUUCUUGGUUACUACCUUGGCUUCCAGUGCUACGUCAACGGUAACAGCCAUCGUUAACGAACCAACAUCGGCAAUGAAACUCUUGGCCCAGAACUUGCCAAAGAGUUCGAAUUUCUACAUUGGUUACAUCAUGCUUCAAGGUUUGUCCAUCUCCUCGGGUGCCCUACUGCAAAUCGUCCCACUUAUCACGUUCCACUUGUUGGGGAUGUUGCUCGACUCGACCGCUAGAAAGAAGUGGACCAGAUUCACCAACUUGCCCACGAUGUCCUGGGGUACCACUUUCCCAGUGUACACUAACUUGGCUGUCAUCACUUUCUCGUACGCCAUCAUCUCGCCAUUGAUCUUGCUCUUCGCAUGCGUCGGGUUCUUCCUCUUGUACAUUGCUUAUUUGUACAACUUGACCUACGUGUACCAGGAAUCCACCGAUUCCCGUGGUAUCCACUACCCAAGAGCCUUGUUCCAAACAAUGGUCGGCUUGUACCUAGGUCAAAUCUGUUUGCUAGGUCUAUUUGUCGUGGGUAAAGGUUGGGGUCCAAUCGUUUUGCAAGCAAUCUGUCUCGGUGUCACUGUGUUCAUCCACGUUAACUUGAACGCCGCAUACGAUCACUUGAUCACUGUGGUGCCAAUCGAUACCAUGAAGGCCCUCGACGGUAAGUCUAACACUCCAUCCUACGUCAGAAUAGAAAACGAGGAUGAGGAGAAGGACGAAAUCAAAGAACUGCCUCCAUUCCAAAUCAAGAAGUACCAACCUCGUUCCUCCGGUCAGUACGACCAAAGAACAACCUCGAUGUUCAGCGACAACACCUACGAAAUCCAAACUGGUGUCUUCGACACCGACAACGAAAACAACAUUAACGCUGUUCCACUCUUGGCUGACGGUGACACAACUCCAGUGGUGGCUGCUCCAUUCUGGAAACGUUUCUUCCAACCACACAUCUACCUAUCCUACAAAGCUGUUAAAUCAAGAUUGCCAGAAAUUUACAACCUGCCUGAUCCAAAGGAAAUGACUGACCCUGAAGACAUUAAGCACGCUUACGAUUACCCAACCGUGUCCUCUAAGUGUCCAUACCUAUGGAUUCCUCGUGACCCAUAUGGUUUCUCCACGGUCCAAAUCCAAGAACUAGAAGGCAUUGUUGAAAUAUCUGACGAAGGUGCCUCUUUCAACGAAAAGGGCGCCAUCGAAUGGGAAACUGCUCCACCUUCUUACAACGAUUCACAGGCUGAAAAGGUUAUCUCCAACCCAUUCAAAGAGGAAGAAGAAGACGAUUUGAAGUUGUCCGAUUAA